Molecule: messenger RNA, 1048 nt
Organism: Ruditapes philippinarum (Manila clam)
Lineage: Eukaryota; Metazoa; Mollusca; Bivalvia; Venerida; Veneridae
Exons: 8
Coding region: 18-848 (276 amino acids)
Source: RefSeq, a predicted model, not a curated record
UACACCAAGGAGGAAAGAUGUCUGCUGUAGAGACAAUGGCCCGCGUGUUCAUGAUAUUCACGUGCUGUACAUUUGUAUCUGCUGCCUUACGUCCCUUCAAUAACAAUCGGAAUCCCUUCAGUAACAAUCGGAACCAGUAUUUCCCAAGACAUGGCUUUGCUAAUUUCCAACAAGGGGGAUAUUACCAAGGUGGAUAUUUUGAUAAUCAGAAUCCAAAUCCUGGCUGUGCGAAAACUUUGACGAAGGCGGAUUGCCCUUUGUUUGACUACAAGUCCAGUAUAGUCAACAGACAUGACUUCGUGAACGCACUUUCCUCAGAACCUGUAUGGUUUAACAUAUACAGCAAAGAGAUUGGCACCGAGAAUUAUGGCAAAUGUCGACUUAGAUAUGAAUCGCCUGAUGCAAAUGGAGACUUUGUUCAAAGGGAGCAGUGUUUUGACUUUGGAAGAAACGGCUGUGUUGAUUUAACUAUAUCGGUAAGAUUAGAAGAGGACGAAUGUGGAGUACUUAAAAUACAAGGAGUAAAUGAUUCAACAGUCGAGACGAUACACAGUCAAGAUAUUAAUCAGUACUAUUUGAGGGACAUAUGCGUCAACAAACAAGGCGAAGAAUGCGCGGGAGGUCGUUUCAUUGACGUUAACGUGAGCGGAAGUCGACUGGUCGAUAGAAGUGACAGUUCCAGUUCUUCCAGCUCUGAAUCUGGCCAUGGCACAGAUGACGGUGACGAUGUUGAUCUGACGGGUGUACCGUGGGACCUCAUCUCCGCCGAUCUGAAAAACAUCUACAACAUUGACUUUUCAGACCCAGAAAUGAGAUAUGUUUUUGUAGGAAUUGAGUGUCCAACGUAAAGCCUGAAAAGACGUUUCUACGGGAUUGGUAUAUCUCUGUUCAGUUGAUAUGUUUGAAGACACGUUACACGUUAUUUUACAAUAUGAUUCACUCUUUUUCUUCGUUUCUGUGUUUCUUUACAAAAGUUGUAAAAUAUAAAUAGGUUAUGUAUCGCCUAACUGGUUUAGUUUUCAACAAGAAAUAUUUCGUGCAUUUUCAA